Hypomesus transpacificus is the source of this 4371-nucleotide messenger RNA. Its product is annotated as transmembrane protein 100. Gene Ontology annotation, biological process: cellular response to BMP stimulus. NCBI's taxonomy places the organism in Eukaryota, Metazoa, Chordata, Actinopteri, Osmeriformes, Osmeridae. The record is from RefSeq and is a predicted model, not a curated record. The transcript is spliced from 2 exons. Bases 5 to 568 code for a protein of 187 amino acids.
UACAAUGUGCUGCCAGAGAGACAGCAGGCAGAGCACAGAGAGACAGCCAGAGUGGGAGGGAGAGAAAGGGAGAGUGCCAGAGCUGAAGCUGACCACUGAGGACACGGCGGCAGGCAGCCCCAGGAGCAGCGGCCCCCCAGUCCAGUCCCUAGAGCCCCCAGCCCCCGGCGGCAGCAGGAUGGGCUGCACCACGGGUCACCUGGCCUGCCAGCCGCAGCCCCAAGCCAACCCAGGCCAGGAGGCUCUGUCCCUGGAAGCGGGAGGCCCCAAGGUCCCGGAGGUGCUGUCCUCCCUGGAGCGCCUGUCCCAGGCCACGGGCGGCAUGGAGAAGUCCUGGUACCGCUGCAUCUUCCCCUUUGGAAUCAUCUCCCUGGUGAUCGGAGUGUCAGGGACCGGGGUCACGUACACGUACAACGACCUACCUCAGACCAAAGUGGUGUCGGUGGUUCUGCUGGUGGUCGGCCUGGUGCUGGUGCUGAUGGCCACUGCCUGCUGGUCGGUCCACAAGAAGAAGAAGAGGAAAAAGAAAGAAGGGGGCUCCUUCACCUCGGAGCAGUGCCCCUUAUGAGCGCUGGCCUGGGACACGAGGGACACCCGCGGACCUACGACCCAGGAUAGGAAGCUCCGGGUUAGGCUAGCACCUGUGAUCCACCACCCCCCUCUCCUCCUCCUCCACUCUCCACUAACUCCAUUCCCUUCCUCCCCUAGGUCUUUAUCAUGGACCUCUGCCCCGCUCCAAGUUCAGGAGGAAGACCGGAGACAACAUAGGUUUGGGAUUCCCGGACAGUUGGACUGACUAAAGGAUCACCGAGGAUCUGAGGAGGCUAACUGUGGAGUUUGUGGCUUUGGACUGGCGAUAGGGUUCAAACCAUCGCUUUCACACACACACUCGCUUCACCACGGCCGACAGCAGGUGUCCAGUGUCAAAACAACCUCCGUCCAGAGACACACACUCGCACACUCACACACAAACACACACACACAACGGAAGAUUGCCGGGCCACACAACCCACUAUGCGGAGCUGCUGUUGGAGUUAGUGCUGCCGUCACCGGCCGCGUCAGUCACAGCAUUUCUCCUGCGGGGACAGGUGACCGUCCAAGGGCAACCCGACACCGGGUCGAAAGAGGAGUGGACCCGCGUCGGCGGCCCACGUCAUUCACUCGUACUGUGACACCGUAGCAAUGUGUUGGGCUUUUUUUACGCAACGGGAGAGUGGAACCUGAGUCCAGCAGGAUCUUACUAGCAGCUGUGUGGACGAGAAGCUGGAGAAGCUGCCUAGGAAGGGAAAUGUGUGUGUGUGUGCGUGUGUUUGUGUGAGAUUCUGGGAAGUCUGAAAGACUUCUAUAUUUUUGGGGACUUGCUCCCUAACGACCUAAUGACCAUAUUGUCUUAAGUAGAGUGAUUGUGACCUGUCUCAGCAAUAUUACAGUAUGUGAAUUGAUGUGUGUGUGUGUGUGUGUGUGCGCGCGCGCGCGCGAGGGUUUUGUGUGCGUUCGUGCCUGCCUGCGUUCCUGCGUGUGUGCACGUAGAUGGUUUUGCCCUCUGAGGCCUCAGAAAGGACUCCUUGUAGUAAGCCACGGGCUAUAGACUCGAGGGCCAUAGUCGAGACUGACACAGAGGAAUUAGACUUCACGUGCCCCACAGUUGGACUCUUUCACGGAGAGGAAUGAAAAAGAGACAGGGCGGGAGGGGGGGGGAUUAUACACCCCAGACUCCUGGCCUUGCCCCUGUCCUGUGGGGAGAGGGGAUCUCACCGGUCUGCUGGACCAGAACUACUGAAGGACACUCUCCCUGGGGUGGGGGGGGGGGACAUGCCACGGGACGGACACUUCACCCCCAAACCCCCACCCCCCCAUCCCCCUUUUUGCCUAGUGCCUUGAACGAGCGAUCAUGGAAAAAGGCUCUGUGUGUUCCCCCGUUUCCAUCUGCUCUCCUGAGAAUGUCCCCCCCUUCGCUUGCUGCUCCCUCCCCCUCAUUCCACUCCCCUGGCAGCACUUCUCCCUCCAUUACCACCCUUAAUACACUUCCUCCCCCCUCCUCUUCUUCUUCCUCCUCCUCCUCCUCCUCCUCUCUCACUCUCCCUCCACCUUCUUUUGUCUCUUUAUCUCUCUCGGAACCCUGAGGUGAUGGACCUGGAGAACCGGCAUGCAGUCCGCAUGCAAACGCGUUCAAACACACACAUGUACAGAACACACACAGUCAACCUCACCAGCACUCAAUGUUGGUAUUUUGUUUUUGUUGCUUAUCCUCCUCCUCCAGAGGUCUCUCUCUGAGCGAGACUGGGAGGACUGGUCUCUGGCGAGGAGACUCUGGUGCAUUGGAUUACUGCCUUGUCCUGGUGACGAACAUCGAUGUCGUAAACGCGGAGAAUUCCCUCUCUUCUCUAAUGUGCUGAGGCGCUGCGUCCACCGUCUACCAAAGUAGAGAACGAACAAACGGCCGGCCCACUCCACUGUCUCUACACAUGCCUGUGUGACUGAGCACGGCUGACGGGCAUGAUGAGUUUCUCUCGCUGUUUUUCUUGCUGACAGCUUGUCUUAAUGAUUUAGGGGUGUCAGGAUGCAAAAGGGCUGGUCGAUGUGUGUGCCGAGACAAGGCAGGCAGUCUGGACUGGUGUCUGUGAGGGAGUCUGCCUUUACGGAAGCCCUUGAGGACUACCAUUGAUCAGCACUGUAUUGAUCCAGCUUCGUAGAUCUGUGACUCGUUUGGGCAAAAUGUGCUCAUGCAUUAAGGAGCCGUGAUCAGUGCCAAAGACUUCUCCGUAGAUCAGCCUGCCACACAAGGCCUCCCUACCUGCCUUGCUGCCUGGCUGGCUGCCUGUGUGGGCUGCCUGUUUUAUGGUGUAGUCGACGUAGAUAGAUCAGUAGCUGUCACGCUUUGCCUUGCCCUGAAUAUGUUGCUGUUUUUCGAUGUGUGCGUGCGUGCCUGUGUGCAUGCGUGCUUGCUCAAUUGUAGGUCAUAACUAAUGCAGCUUUCACUUAGUUGACCCAACAUAUUGAGUAGUGAGAGAUCAAGGGAGAGGCAGGGAGCGAGGGGAAGGCAGGCUCUGUCCAUGGCCAGAUUGGCAUCAUUCCUCCUGAACAAAACGUGAUUAUUCAGAGGUUCUAGCAUGCCCCUUUACUGGAAGUCACAGUGGUAAUGUCAAGUUAGCUUCAGAUAGAGAUCUGUGCCUUCCGGGUCCUAGCAAGACUGGUUUCUGGGCACCAGGCCACAAGGAAGGAACACAGUGCCUUCUCAGCUGAACUUGGCUGAUGAGUAGCAUUUACUGGAGAAACAAACUCCCCCAGGCAUUGGUCGUGUUUCCUUGUAUUGCUGUGUAUUUCUGCUGUACUGAUAAAACCUAACCAGGGUGUGUCCUGAUGUUGACAACCUCAUUGGAACAUCCAAGACUAUUCCAAGAUCUAAGAUACUUUUUUCUUCUAGCAUGUUAGGUCAGUGUGAGAGAGAGGGAAGUGUCCUUUUAGGUCGGUGUCUCUCUCUCUCUCUCUCUCUCUCUCUCUCUCUCUCUCUUUCUCUCUAUCUCUCUCUCCUUACCAAACCAGAGUGCAGGUCAUUCUUGCACGCUCAUUAGGAAGACAGCACAUUCUGACUGCAGAAUUUUGGAAGAAGGAAUAUUUCUGCUUACAAAGAGAAUACCUAGUGGACAUGGUGACUGUUGGAUAAAAGCAUAUAUGAACGUUCCUGUUAAUGCACAGAGGCAAGAAAUAGCAAGGUAACUGCUACAUGAAACUGACAGAAAUCUAUCCAGCUGGGUUGAUGGUUUUGUAUGAGCUCCAAGUGGACUGGCUGGAGAUGGGUGUUUCCUCUUUCUGCCCGCAUUCAUAAAAAGACAGAGAGAUAGAUGGAGGGGGAAGGCACAGCAAGGGGCUGGUACGUUUUCAUUGAGAGAAACCGACCGCAAAGAGCGAGUGACGUGCCAGGAAUACUGAUUUCCCGUCGGUAAGGCUGUUGUUUCAGCCACACACCUACUCAUGCAUGUACAGUGUGUGUACACCUGAGAGUUUCAGUCGCCAUGCAGUGUGUGUAAUGUAGCUCUACUUUGUGACACCGGAUUAUAAUCGACUAGUUGAAUGAGGGCACUUAUAGGGGAAUGUGGCUGCGUUUUGUUUGUUUGUAGAGAUGGGAUUCCUUUUUUACCCUCUGCUGCAACAGAGAAGAGUGAAAAUCUACCUCUCCUCUCUAGUGAGGGAAGUGUUUAACCAAGUGGACGGUCGUUUUGUUUGUCACUACCAAUGGUGACACAAAAUAUAUGUUCGUCUGCCCUAUAUUACUUGGUGUUGUACAUACAACUGUUUUAUAUUUGUACUGUAUAUUUAUACUCAUAUCUAAAUGUAUUUUUUUUGUUGUAUUAAACAAAUGUCAUGUGAAUA